CUGGGGUCCCUUGGAGGACCAUCUUCCUUGAGGUUCACGGCAUUGCAGCUGGACCAUCAUGAAGGGGCUUGCUGCGAUCGCACUGGUGGUCUUCCUUUCCUCGGUGGGGGCUGAUCAUGAGCCACAUGCAGCAAACAAGAUCUGCAAAUUUUACAGUGAAUUAAAGGAAGAUGGUUUCCGGACUUUAGCUUUUAUUGGGCUGUCCCAGAACUUACCGGAAAGCACUCCCUCAGAGUUCAAGUCUUUGGUCGAUCAGGCAGUGGUCACGGUUUCUGAAUGCUGCAAGAAGGAUCAUCAUGAAGACUGCAACAAGGAUCCGGAGCACAUGUUCCAGAGGGAGGUGUGCGCCUCUCAGUCUGUGGCUGAGAAGAACGGGCUGAAGCACUGCUGUGAAUUAACAGCGGCGAGCCGCACACAGUGCUUUGUGGACCACAAGUCCAAAAUCCUUGUCAACGUCUCGCAUGAGCCUGAUGUGUCUGCUCAGGUGUUAUGCAAGGAGUACAAAGAGGACGAAAAGAAGCAUCUUGGCGAGUUCAUCUACUACUUCUCCAGGCAACACGUGAUGCUCCAGCCACAAAUCAUCGUGGGUAUUAUGCACGGGUACAACGAAAUUUUGAAGUCCUGCUGCCAUGAAAAGGACGUACAGUCCUGCUUCGAUGAGAAGAAAAAUCUCUUCAAACAGAAGACAGAGGAACGUGUGACCGAGCUCAUGUCCCUGUGCCUUAUUCAAGAAAAAUACGGAGACCGCAUCAUCAAAGCCAAGAAAAAUAUCCAGUACAGCCAAACCAUUCCGCAGGCCUCCUAUGCCCAGAUAGAGUCCUUCAAGAACAGGGUCUCCACAUUGACCAAGACCUGCUGCAGUGGAAACAUGAUCGCUUGCAUGAGAGAGCGGAAGGAACUUGUGGAUGAGCUGUGCGGAAACCACGCUCUAGUGUCCCAGUGCGAGCACCUCUCCGAGUGCUGUAAGAAGAGCGUCGUGGAGCGGGGCUCGUGCGUGCAGAACAUGAAGGUGAAGAAGUUGGCGGGACUCUCUGAGCACUAUGAAGUUCACGAGCAUCUGGCGGAGACGUGCAAAACUUUCAAAGAUACCCCAGAUAAAGCCUUGGGAAAAAUACUUUACGAGAUCUCCAGACGUCACCCCGAGGCGUCUCAGCAGGCCAUCCUGCGCCAUAUGAUGAAAAUCCAGGAGUCGCUCCACCAGUGCUGUAACAAGGCAGAUGUGGGCACCUGUUUCAAGACUGCUAUGGGCAAGAGUACCCUGGAGCAGAAAAUCGAGGACGACACGAAAUACUAUAGCAACCUGUGUGCCACCGACAAAGAGAUGGGACACGAAGGACUUGAAAAAAGGUUACUGGCCGUCUCCACCAGCAUCAUGCCCCAGGCAUCGUUCGAUGUUGUCAACACGAUAGCUGAAGACUUGGCUGAUGUCAUCAGUCCAUGCUGCAAGGAGGAAUCAAAACACCGUCUCCUACCAUGUGCUGAAAAUAAGGUGACAAACAUAAUCGAUGUCACAUGCCACAAAAUAAAGCCUGAAACCAUCAACCCAGAGAUCGCCCACUGCUGCAACGAUUCCUACUCUAUGCGGAGAAUCUGCAUUAACAGCCUGAAGCCCAACACAGCCUUCCAGCCCCCUCUUCUCACAACUCAGACAUUCCACAUGGGUCCCGAGCUUUGCACCAAUGAUGCCAAUAAGUUGCUACUUGCCAGCAAAAGACUGCUGUACAGUCUGGUUCAACAGAAGACCACCAUCAAACCUGAGCAACUGAAGACCAUCGCCACAAAAUUCAAUGAGCUGCGGAACAAGUGCUGCGCUGAAGCUGAUAAGGCAGCCUGCUUUUCCACAGAGGGUCCAAAACUGGUGACUGAAAGUGAGACACUUUUGAAGGCCUAGAUGGAUGAUAUGCUUCAAAAGGGGCAUCAGGAGACUCGAGAACAAGGAUUUUUUUUACAUCUAGCCCUUCACUGUUCCCCAUACUCUCUUUGUAGUGUCCAGCAGCCAGUUCAGAAUCAACGGAAGCCCAACAUGGUUUUCUCAUUUGCUCUGUCACCAUCUCAGUGGUGUAGAUGUCUACUGUAAUAUCUACACUCCCCAAAAUUAGGCUUGAUUGAUGUCUUGUCAAUAAGCAUAAAUAAAGCUGCUUUGUAAAAUUGG
Scleropages formosus (Asian bonytongue) is the source of this 2152-nucleotide messenger RNA. RefSeq names its product serum albumin 2-like. Gene Ontology annotation, cellular component: cytoplasm; blood microparticle. The transcript has 15 exons. NCBI's taxonomy places the organism in Eukaryota, Metazoa, Chordata, Actinopteri, Osteoglossiformes, Osteoglossidae. Gene Ontology annotation, molecular function: small molecule binding. The record is from RefSeq and is a predicted model, not a curated record. Gene Ontology annotation, biological process: transport. Bases 59 to 1891 code for a protein of 610 amino acids.